Messenger RNA from Auanema sp. JU1783, 2292 nucleotides. Lineage: Eukaryota; Metazoa; Nematoda; Chromadorea; Rhabditida; Rhabditidae. The record is from the annotation of a GenBank genome assembly.
AUGUGGCAGUCACAACAAAUCGCCGCUGCUUUAGCGGCACAAUCACCUAAAGCCCAAUCUCAAAUUCUUCAACAGAUGUCUUUUAUUCAAUCCCUCCAACAGCCUUUACUCUUACAAGCAGUAGCCACUUCAGCUAAUUUGAAUACGGACAUUUUUGAAUCAAAUCAAAUUACCGGUGGGUCUCACGUGCUCAGUUCUGGUCCAUGCACAAGUACGGAUAUCAAUAAUUAUACGGGUUCAUGUUCUCCUAAUGUGCCUUCUGCCCAAACUUCUCCUAGGACAGCUAAACGUAGGCCUUCUUCACGAUCUUCUCUCAAUACUCCAGCAAAACGUUCUCCAACUGAUGAAAAUAGAUUAAAUGGUACAGCUAGAUCCUCUGGACCUCCGCUUUUGCCAUUCCCAUCCCACACUCGUCCUCGGGAGAUUCCCGCCAUGGAUUACCAAACGUCUUCGGCCCCUCCUCCCUCUGGAGCAGCAGCACUAGCGGUUGACGGUGGUGUCGGUUGCGGCUCGAACUCUGUAGUUACCGCAGCAACGUACUGUUCUUCUGUCGAAGAUGAAGCCGCUUUGGUGGCGCGCUCAUUGCCGUAUCCGCUUGGCAUGCACGACUUGACCAGCGUCAGCCAAUAUUAUGGAUAUCCGCCAGUCCAUAACGAAGUUUGGCCCGGUAUUGGAACGUUUCCUUGUAACUUCCAACCAAUGCAAGCCGCGGCACCGCCAAUGCCUCGACAUCUGUUGUAUGGUCAGCAGAGUCUUCAAUGCGGCAUGGAUCCUUUUUAUAAUAUGUCAGCCCCUUCAUCCUCCACGUCUUUCCUUGAUAGUGGAUUUGGGUCUGUAAACUGUUCAAGCCUAGUUCAGCCUACUCUCGCUUUACAUAGUGUGAUGCAACCUCCGCCUGGGCUAACAAGUGAACGAAUGGCUCAGUAUCUCUCGAACCGCUUAGUAUAUGAUUGUGUGGUUACUAUUUUCCAUGCCAAAGUUGCUCAGAAGUCAUAUGGAAACGAGAAACGAUUCUUCUGUCCUCCACCGUGUAUAUAUUUGACUGGGGGCGGAUGGAAGGGGAAACGAGCUCAGAUGGAGUCUUUCUUGAAAACUUAUAAGGAAAGCCGAAGAGCUUGUGGUGGCCCAGAUCUUCUCCCAGAACUUGAUCGUUAUUCGACUAGCGAAGCUAGCGAGCUUGUUGCCUACAUUGGUAUUGGAGCUCCAUCUGAUCAGGAAAGGCAACAGCUAGAUUUUACCAAUGGAAAAGAUUACUGUGCUGCAAAGACAUUGUACAUUAGUGAUGCCGACAAAAGAAAAUAUUUUGAGCUUUCGAUUCAGUUUUUCCAUGCAGUUGGGUUCGAGAUAGGGUUGUUCAAUUCUCAAAGAAUCAAGGUUAUAAGUAAGCCUUCGAAGAAGAAGCAAAGUAUGAAAAACACUGAUUGCAAGUACUUAUGCAUUGCUUCCGGAACAAAAGUUGCUCUAUUUAAUCGUCUUCGAUCGCAAACUGUAAGCACUCGCUAUCUACAUGUAGAAGAUGGGGUAUUCCAUGCGAGCUCUACUAAGUGGGGAGCCUUUACUAUUCACUUGUAUGAUGAUGAGGAAGGAAUUGCCGACCAAGAACGAGAAAACUUCCUAGUAAAGGAUGGUUUUGUUUAUUAUGGGUCUGUUAUUAAGUUGGUUGAUAGCGUUACAGGCCUUGCUUUGCCAAGGUUGAGAAUUAGAAAGGUUGACAAGCAAAUGGUAAUUCUGGAUCCUUCAACUUCUGAGGAGCCUGUUUCUCAACUUCACAAAUGCGCUUUCCAAAUGAUGGAUAACGAACUUGGAUAUUUGUGCCUGAAUCAUGAUAAGAUCAUUCAGCAUCAAGCUACUCCAUUCGAUGGAAAUCGUCAUCAAAUCAGUGAUGGCGCGGCAUGGACCAUUAUUUCUACAGACAAAGCUGAAUAUCGCUUUUACGAAGCCAUGGGUCCGACAAAUCGCACCAUAACUCCGGUUCCCAUAGUUUUAUCCAUGGAAAUCACUGGUGGCGAUCAUAUGGCCAGAGUUACAUUCAGCGGUUAUAACUUCAAAGCAAAUCUUAAAGUCUGGUUUGGAGCUACACCUGUUGAUACUACCUGGAGAUCUGAAGAAUCGUUAACAUGUAUGAUUCCACCGUGGUCUACUAUCAAGAUGGAUGGAGCUUACCAACCUUAUGCCCAAGAUUUGGAGGUUCCAAUCUGUUUAGUCAGAGAUGACGGUGUUAUAUAUUCUACCAAUCUGACAUUUUCUUACAAAAACUUGCAACACAAACGCAUAAAAGCGGAUUUCGGAUAA